Prorocentrum cordatum is the source of this 455-nucleotide messenger RNA. Lineage: Eukaryota; Dinophyceae; Prorocentrales; Prorocentraceae. The record is from the annotation of a GenBank genome assembly.
GCAGAAUCGAGUCCACAGGCGUACUCCUCGAGUGCCCUGGAUUCUGUCCCUCGGCCCCUGGUCGCCCGCGCCGCUCCGUGCGUCCCCCGCGUCGCUGCCGCCAGGCCGAGCUGAACCCGUCAAAGUACAAGUCCGACCGCCGGAAAGUGAAGCUCGCCAGAGAGCUCAGCGCUACGUGGAGGAAGAGGCCCAUUUGCUCUACUAUUCCGCCGCGGGUUUGGCAGAAGUACCUGCUGAAGGUUAGCUACCAAUCUGGUGUGGCUAAUCCUGAAGCGGCAUGGGCUGGGAGCGUGCUCGAGACAAUGCCUGUGAAGGACGACCGCGUCCUGCCUUCCGACCUCGUGAAGGCGCUGACGGGCACGGGGCGCUGGUCGCGCCUCGACUUCGUGGGCGGCCCCCCUGCGCACCGGCUGGCCGACGCGGACGUGCCCGGGCCGGGGCCUCUGGGGGCGACG